Molecule: messenger RNA, 1010 nt
Organism: Girardinichthys multiradiatus
Lineage: Eukaryota; Metazoa; Chordata; Actinopteri; Cyprinodontiformes; Goodeidae
Gene: lrrc20
Product: leucine rich repeat containing 20
Exons: 5
Coding region: 140-730 (196 amino acids)
Molecular function (GO): protein binding
Source: RefSeq, a predicted model, not a curated record
GCCCGCUACUGAUACAUUUAGUAACUUUAUAAGAUCUCUGUAAUAAGGGCUGUUUUUUUAAAUAAUAAAUAGAGUUUAAUUCGGGUGAACCAGCGUCUCCUAUUGAGCUAAAAAUACACCUGGCAGCCGACUUGAGCUAAUGUUAGCCACCAGUGACAGCUGCCAGUUUCUGCUACACAUGUUGUUUAGGAGAAGCUACAGCAGAAAAAUGGCAGAGGCAGUCGCAAAUGUGGCCCGUAGGAUUAAUGCAACAGUGGAGGAAGGCAAAGAUAGUCUGGACCUGUCGAGCUGCCAGCUCAUUUCCUUCCCAGAAGGUGUGUUCAAGGUCCUGAGAACCGUCUCAGAAAACAUCCGCAUUAUCACGUUGGCUGGCAAUCAGAUGAAGGCCAUUUCGAGCAAAUUCUUUUCGACCUUUACCCAGCUCAGAGAGCUUGACCUGCAGGGCAACAUUCUCACCAAAUUGCCAGACCAGGUGGGGGAAAUGGAGCAUAUGACCAGCAUCAAUCUGGCUAAUAAUAGCUUCUCCAUCUUCCCUGAGAAGCUCACUGAAAUAGCCACACUGGAGAGAAUUGACCUUGAGGGAAACAACAUCACUGAAUUACCUUUGGAGAGGUUGUCCACCAUGCCAGCUCUUAAAUGGCUCAAUGUGAAGUCAAAUCCUUUGAACUCCAGCAACCAUUCUGUUCUCCAUUCUCCAUACAAGUUUGAUAUUUUAUUAACUACAGACUGAAGAAAUACCUCACAUACGUUCUUACAGACUGUAUACCGUGUGCCUUUAACUACUUAAGUUGAAUGCAUUUGUGGACUUUAAAAUGAUUGAAGAUAGUGGUAUGUUUCAAAAGAAACAGAGAAACAUGUAUUAAGAUGAGUUUUCAGGCCAGCAGCCUCUAUUUUGGAGAGGUAUCUGUCAUUCUUGAUAUGCAGGUGGACUCUUAAAUGUGUAAAAACAUGGUUUCUUGCUUAUUUAUGACUUUUAUAGUAUAAAAAUAAACCAAACUUUGUAAAAAUGA